This is a messenger RNA of Gracilinanus agilis (Agile Gracile Mouse Opossum), 1311 nucleotides long. It is a transcript of the gene NPL, whose product is annotated as N-acetylneuraminate pyruvate lyase. Lineage: Eukaryota; Metazoa; Chordata; Mammalia; Didelphimorphia; Didelphidae. Gene Ontology annotation, biological process: N-acetylneuraminate catabolic process. The coding region runs from base 215 to 1144 and encodes 309 amino acids. Gene Ontology annotation, molecular function: 4-hydroxy-tetrahydrodipicolinate synthase activity; N-acetylneuraminate lyase activity. The transcript has 13 exons. The record is from RefSeq and is a predicted model, not a curated record.
GUAGCCUCAGGCUGAUGCACGACCGCUGGGCGGAUUCAAUGAGUCUCUCCGGGGUUGGCUGCGGGGAGCAGAGCUGCGGCGGCCUUAGUCACAGGAGACCAGCUUCGUCCACCACUGCGGAAUCCCUUUAAGAAAGUGUGCAAAAGGUCAAGAACAAAACCAAAAGCUUCAAGUGCAUUUGUCCUUUUUGAGAAAAAAUGAAUUAAGCGGUACAAUGGCCCUCCCCAAGAAGAAGCUUCAAGGUCUUGUUGCUGCUACUCUCACACCUAUGACUGAGACUGGGGAAAUCAAUUUCCCCAUAAUUAGUCAAUAUGUGGACUAUCUUGUAAACGAACAGGGUGUGAAAAACGUUUUUGUGAAUGGUUCAACAGGAGAAGGCCUGUCACUGAGUGUUGCAGAGAGGCGACGACUUGCAGAAGAAUGGGUGACAAAAGGGAAGGAUAAGUUGGACCAUGUGAUUAUUCAUGUAGGAGCAUUAAGCCUGAAAGAAUCACAAAGUCUGGCUCAGCAUGCAGCAGAAAUAGGAGCUGAUGGUAUUGCUGUCAUUGCCCCUUUCUUUUUCAAAUCAAUGAACAAAGAUGGCCUGAUUGCAUUUCUAAGAGAAGUGGCUGCUGCCGCCCCUAAGGUGCCAUUUUAUUACUAUCAUAUUCCUGCUUUGACAGGAAUAAAAAUUCGUGCUGAAGAACUGCUGGACGGGAUUCAGGAUCAAAUUCCCACUUUUCAGGGGUUGAAAUUCAGUGAUGUAGAUCUCUUAGACUUUGGACAGUGUGUGGAUCAGAACAGUCAACGGCAAUUCGCUCUCCUUUUUGGGGUGGAUGAGCAACUGCUGAGUGGCCUGGCCAUGGGAGCAACUGGAGCCAUUGGCAGCACCUACAACUACCUGGGCAAAAAAACAAACCAGAUGUUGGAAGCUUUUGAACGCCAGGACCUUCCCUUAGCCUUGAACUAUCAGUUUUACAUCCAGAGAUUUAUGAACUAUGUGAUCAAACUGGGCCUCGGAGUUGCACAGACAAAAGCCAUCAUGACUCUUGUCUCUGGGAUCCAGAUGGGUCCACCUCGGCUGCCCCUGCAGAGAGCCUCGGAGGAGUUUACUCUUGGUGCUGAGGCCAAGCUAAAGAGCCUGGAAAGCCACUGCUUCCCCUGAGCUUGAAGGCUGAGCCACCUGGGGCAGCCCCGCCAGGGUGUCUGAGGAGCCCCCGCGGUGUGACAAUGCAUUUCUCAGGGAAUCUUGUAAUCAGCCUGCACUAAGCACUCUUUAGAAAGGAGAGUCCUACGCCAGCGCCAACGGGCCAAUCAAGUAUUUGAAACCGA